Molecule: messenger RNA, 3243 nt
Organism: Vanrija pseudolonga
Lineage: Eukaryota; Fungi; Basidiomycota; Tremellomycetes; Trichosporonales; Trichosporonaceae
Gene: rhp16
Product: ATP-dependent helicase rhp16
Exons: 20
Coding region: 1-3084 (1027 amino acids)
Biological process (GO): nucleotide-excision repair
Cellular component (GO): nucleus
Molecular function (GO): ATP-dependent chromatin remodeler activity; ATP binding
Source: RefSeq, a predicted model, not a curated record
AUGAGCACACCCUCGACGCGUCGCUCGACGCGCUCAGCAAAGCCGCCCCUCCCCACGCCAGCCUCCACCAAGCGCUCGUCAUCGGCAGCCACAACUCCCGGCUCAUCGGCCGCCCCCUCGGUCGACCUCGGCGCUAUCACGCCCAUCAGCAUGAGCGACAUGGAGGAGGACUUGCCCGUCCCCGCCUCGAAGCGUAAAGCUUCCCCUCUGGCCCCGGCCGCAAAGCGCCAGGCGAUCGAGGUCGCGAUUCCUACCCCUCGCGGCCGCUCCAAGCUCGGUGUGGAGAAGACAGACAGUGCCGACAAUCUCACGCUCGAGUCAUCCAAGGUUAGGACCGAGCCUGAGCCACCAAGUACGGGCAAGCGCUCCACACGGGCGCGCACCCAGAUCGUGGACAUUGGAUCCGAGUCAGAGGAAGACUUCAAGCCGACACCCUCCCGCGCCGCCAAGGGUAAGGGUAAGGCGCCGGCGAAGAGGAAGGUGGAGUCGGAUGACGACUUUGACGUGUUCGCAAACGACACCGACGAGGAGGAGGCGCAGCUGCGCAAGGCGCUCAAGGCGUCCCGCUCCCAGGAGGACAUUGGUGCAUCGUCAAGCGCGACGCCGACCACCAGCCGCGGAUCGUCGGCCAAGCCACGCGGAAGGAAGGCCAGCGCUGGCCGUACUCUCGGAGGGAAGGCGACCAAGGGCGAUGCUCCUCUUCGUGCGCAGAUGGCCAAAGCUGCUGAACGCCGCGUGAAGCGCGAGAAUGGAGUGUCCACGAGUACCUCCCCAUCAGGCCCGUCAACAGCCAUGUCCCCCGAGUCGAACUUCAGCCCCAGCGAAGAUGAGGGAUCCGACAGCAACCUCUCGUCCAUCACACUCUCGGACGACGACGACGACGACAUGUCUGAGGACAGCGACGGCCCGAGCAGUCGCGGAAAGAAAAGCCCAGCUCCCAAGAAGUCUUCAAAGGUCUCGCGCGCAGAGAAGAGGAAGAUUGAGCGCGAGAUUCAAAACAUGCCAGAUCACUGGACACAGGAGGAAAGGGAGGCCGAGAUCGAGCGCAUGAGGGCGGAGAAGGAAGUUGUCGCCAAGGGAGAGAGGAAGCUCAAGAAGCAGCUCGGCCGCAAGCUGACCCAAGGCGAGAAGAACCAGGUUCGCCUGGCGCUGUAUCACCCCGAGCUCGUCGACUGUUGGGGCGACCUGGAAUCCAACAUCGAGCCCAUCAAGCCUGUGCCGAUGGAGGCGCACCCAUCCCUCAAGCUCACACUUCUGCCCUUCCAGAAGGAAAGUCUCUACUGGAUGAAGAAGCAGGAGGAGGGUGUUUGGCGUGGCGGCAUGCUGGCUGACGAGAUGGGCAUGGGCAAGACCAUUCAGACGAUUGCCCUGCUCCUGUCGGAGCCCCGCCGCAAGCCGUCCCUUGUUGUUGCCCCUGUCGUCGCUCUGAUGCAGUGGAAGCACGAGAUUGAGACACACGCCGAAGGCUUCACCACGUACCUGUUCCACGGCUCCAAUCGUGUGAAGGCGGCGGAGCUAAAGAAGUAUGAUGUGGUCCUCACAUCGUACGGAACUCUUGAAGCUGCAUUCCGCCGUCAACAGCGUGGGUUCAAGAAGAACAACCUCCUUAUCAAGGAGAAGAGUGCCCUUCACUCGUUCAAGUGGUUCCGUGUGGUCCUGGACGAGGCCCAUAACAUUAAGGAGCGCUCAACCAAUGCUGCCAAGGCGGCCUUUGCGCUGGAUGCCGAGUACCGCUGGUGUCUGUCCGGCACCCCGCUUCAGAACCGUGUCGGUGAGCUGUACUCCCUCGUCCGUUUCCUCGGCGCGGACCCCUUUAGUUACUAUUUCUGCAAGAAGUGUGACUGCAAGUCCCUCCACUGGGCUUUUGCCAAUAGACGCCACUGUGACGAUUGCGGUCACACGCCAAUGGCCCAUGUGUCGCUGUGGAACUCUGAGAUUCUCACUCCGAUUGCUCGCUACGGUAUCGAGGAAGGUGGUCCUGGCAAGACGGCUUUCAAGAAGUUGAAGAUUCUCCUCGACCGCAUGAUGCUUCGCCGCACCAAGCUCGAGCGAGCCGACGACCUCGGCCUCCCCCCUCGCACCAUUGUGGUUCGCCGCGACUUCUUCUCGCCUCAGGAGAAGGAGCUGUACAUGAGUCUAUUCACAAAUGCCAAGCGUCAAUUCGACACAUACCUCGACUCCGGUACUGUGCUCAACAACUACUCGAACAUUUUCUCUCUCAUUACAAGGAUGCGUCAAAUGGCGUGUCACCCCGACCUUGUCCUCCGCGCCAAGAAGAGCGCUCUUGCAGUGGACGUCACUGAGGGCACGGUUUGCCGCAUCUGCAACGACACUGCCGAGGACGCCAUUGUUUCGGCCUGCAAGCACGUCUUUGACCGCGAGUGUAUUAGACAGUACCUUGAGGUCACUCAGUUACGCGGUCACAGGCCGGAAUGCCCAGUCUGCCACAUCGAGAUCUCCAUCGAUCUCGAGCAGGAGGCCAUGGACUUAGGCGAAGAGACCAACAAGCGUGCCAACCAGGGUAUUCUGUCCCGCCUCAAUGUUGAUAACUGGCGUUCCUCAUCCAAGCUGGAGGCGCUGGUCGAGGAGCUUGAGAAGCUCCGCCGCAAGGACUGCACUACCAAGUCCCUGGUCUUCUCGCAGUUUGUGUCUUUCCUUGACCUCAUUGCCUUCCGCCUGCAGCGUGCGGGCUUCAACAUCUGCCGUCUGGAGGGUGGCAUGACUCCUCAGCAGCGCGACGCGACCAUCCAGCACUUCAUGAAGAACACGCAAGUUACAGUGUUCCUCAUCUCGCUCAAGGCGGGUGGUGUUGCCCUCAACCUUACCGAGGCUAGCAUGGUGUUCAUGAUGGACUCAUGGUGGAACCCGUCUGUCGAGUACCAGGCCAUGGACCGUAUCCACCGUCUCGGACAAAAGCGCCCCGUCAAGGUGGUUAAGCUGGUUGUUGAAGACUCGAUCGAGGACCAGAUUGUGCAGCUGCAGCAGAAGAAGCUGGCCAUGACGGACGCGGCUCUGAGCCGAGACCCCGAUGCUGCCCUCGGCAAGCUCACUGUGGAGGAUCUCGGCUUCCUGUUCAAGCUUUAAAAGGACUUCCUGUCCAGACUUCAGACGGCAUGAGACGUAGCCUGUGUAAACUCCAUACGCCGUCCGUCCCCCUUUCACCCGCACCAUGGAUUGCGCACACUAGAUCCGCAUUGUUGUAGACACCGCGCCGCGCCGACGGCCGAUGAAUCCCACGCCUGU